Messenger RNA from Trichoderma reesei QM6a, 816 nucleotides. RefSeq lists its product as uncharacterized. The coding region runs from base 1 to 816 and encodes 271 amino acids. Gene Ontology annotation, molecular function: protein binding. The transcript is spliced from 2 exons. Lineage: Eukaryota; Fungi; Ascomycota; Sordariomycetes; Hypocreales; Hypocreaceae. The record is from RefSeq and is a predicted model, not a curated record.
AUGGCUUGCAUCUCCCUCAUCCUCACGCCAGAAGUCCUGCUGAGCGUCCGCGAGUUCUGGUUCGAACACCUCUCCGGCCCAGACGCCUUCAUCAUACCCAGCACCGAGGACAACAAGCGCUGGUUCUUUGGCGGUCCCGAAUUCGACAAGCACUGCGUAGAACGCUUCGGCCCGACCCUCGCCGCCAUCCGCUCCCGCGGCAUCACCUCCGGCCACGACAUCGUCUACGCCCUCCAGCCCACCGACAGCCACGACUGGCUCAGCCUCGUCCUCCUCCUCGACCAGAUCCCGCGCAACUGCUUCCGCGGCGAGUCCUCCUCUGCCGUCUUCACCUACUGGGACCCCAUGGCGCGCGACGUCGCCCUCGCAGCCCUCGACCGCGGCAUCCCCGACCGCUGGCCCGAGAUGCGCUGGCGCUUUGCGUGCCGGAUGUGGUUCUACGUCCCGCUGAUGCAUUCCGAGGACGCGCGACUGCAUGAGCUCGCGGUGGCAAAAUAUCAGCUGCUCGCGAGGGACGUGGAAAGCCUGCUGCUGACAUCCUCUGAGAAGAAGAAGAAUAAGAAGGCGAAUGGGGAUGACGAGGAGAGCGAUGUAGAUGAUGAAUACACAUACCGCCUCGCCGCGCAAAAGGUCGUGCAGAUGAAUCCUGAUGCUGCGAGAGAGUAUGCGCAGCUCAACCUCGGCUUUGAAGAGAGGCACUGGGCCAUUCUCCAGCGGUUCGGGCGGUAUCCGCACCGCAACGGCGUGCUGGGGAGGGAGACGACGGAGGAGGAGCGCGAGUAUCUGGACAAUGGAGGAGACACGUUUGGGGGUUGA